Pectinophora gossypiella (pink bollworm) is the source of this 2498-nucleotide messenger RNA. RefSeq names its product chromobox protein homolog 7-like. Gene Ontology annotation, cellular component: pericentric heterochromatin; nucleus. The transcript has 7 exons. The record is from RefSeq and is a predicted model, not a curated record. Gene Ontology annotation, molecular function: chromatin binding. Bases 170 to 1051 code for a protein of 293 amino acids. NCBI's taxonomy places the organism in Eukaryota, Metazoa, Arthropoda, Insecta, Lepidoptera, Gelechiidae. Gene Ontology annotation, biological process: chromatin organization; negative regulation of transcription by RNA polymerase II.
UUUACAUUGCGCGUCAUUUUGGGAUUGUUGUUGUUAUUUUCAGAUUUUCUGCAAAAUCAAUGCUAUGCAAGAUAAAUUAAAUGUAUUCUAUUGAAAAGUGACAACAUAUCGAUCUGUUACUCAAGAAAUUCAAACAUUGUCCAAUUAAUAUUCUAAGAAAAGAAGCAAAAUGGACCCGACUAUGGAAUCUUUGACUCAUUCUUCAGUUGACCUAAGUUUUCCUCCAACGGAGUCAUCGGUGCCUUCUGACCAAGCAAGCCAGGGUAGUCAAGAAGGCCCAAUUUCAUUGCCCAAUGUUGGACCAUCAGGAAAACAUGAAGAAUUCUCAGUUGAGAAGAUUCUCGACAGAAGAGUGAAGAAUGGAAAAGUGGAGUUUUUACUAAAGUGGAAGGGUUAUUCUAAUGAAGACAACACAUGGGAGCCUGAAGACAACUUGGAUUGUCCAGAGUUGAUAUCAGCAUAUGAGGAGGCUCGUCUGAAGAGGGAGCGAGAGGCAGCCGCCGCUGCAGCGGAGGUUGAAGAGGGACAGUCGGCUCGCAAGAGGACUCGGAGAGAUAAGAAAAAUAAGGACAAGAAAAUUGAGGAAAUCGACAAGCCCAGGGGCUUAGCUAGAGGUCUUCCUCCGGAGAAAAUCCUUGCUGGUCAGCUCUUCCAUGGCACCUUGUUCUUUUUAGUUAAAUGGCAAGGCUGUUUGGAGCUUGAUGUGGUACAUGGACAUGAAUUAGGUGAAGCAUUCCCGGACUUCGUCAUCAGCUACUAUGAGCGGUGUGCGCCCUUCAGUGUAAGGCAUCCUAUUGGCAAGAUCCCAAGGCUUGCUCCUGAGCUACCAGAACCAGAGCCAGAACCGACUCCAGCAGCAGAAGAAUCACCCGUGGACACAUCAGAGACAACACAACCCGCUGAACCACCAAGUCUACCAGAUGUGUCACAAAGUCUGGAAGUCCCACAGGAGUUAAAUAUGACAGUGCCAGUACCGGAGCCUGCAGUUGGCACCGAUAUGCCAGCACUCGGCGUUGACGAACCUCAACAGUUGGAGGUGCCCGUCAACUAACACCGAUACACACUAGCAGCACGCUGUAAUGGCCGUUCUGACAUAACAAAGUACAGCAAUUCACUCCGUGAAUAUAGUUAUAAAUUAAUGCGAUACCUGAUGAACAGAAUAAACUACAGCUUUUUGCUCUUAACGUAGUUGUUAGUUAAUACGAAACGUGAUGAGUGGGACAAACGUCAAAACGGCCGUCAUAUGGUUGUUUAAGUUUAAUAAACAUACACAUAUAGAUAUAUUGGAGUGACAUAGCGCGUCUAUUAUAAGUUGGCAAUGAUGCUGAUUCCACACCAUCUAAUUUUAUUUUAAGUUAUACCGGCCAACUCCCUCCUAUCCUCUUGGGACAUAAAAAGACUGAAACGUGCGAAUGUACUCACGGACUAAUGAACAAUGCAGCGCUGGCCGUAUAGUUUAAAAAAAGUGAAAAUAACAGAACAGAUCUGAUAAUAGUCUAGCGACUGAUGGCAGAUAACAAAUAUAAAAAAGUUAUACCUGUUUUCUUAUCUGAUUUCCGCCACGCCAAAACAUCGUCGUUGGUCUAUAAACUAAGUACUCGUACCCUGCUCAACUGUUACCGUCAUAAUAAUUCUAAAUUAAAACGAAAAAUAAAAUUAAGCAACUGUAGCUAGAAAGAUAUAGAAAUGCCACUGAAAUAAUUAUCAAUUUCGUAACCGUCUGGGUGUUUUACCAACUUAUAGACGCGCUGUAUUUUAUCCUAACCUCAUGUUUUUUUCUGCGAGAAUAAAAAAUAUAUAAACGUAUAAAAUAUACGUAUUAUUUCGUGAUUGUUCAUUAAUUAAGAGCUUUUUUAAAGAGAAAAUUGCAAGAAAAAAAUCUGUCAGAUGUAGAUUAAUUUGUUACAGUAUACACUUUGGCACACACUUUGAAACAAUAGUGACCAGACCUCGCGGUACGGCAACCGUACCGCACGCGGCGCGAAUUAUAUCGAGGGCUUUGAGCAAUAGCCGUACGACGUCUAUCCACGUAGAUAGCGUUAGUUGCAUCUAUUCGUCGAAACCCUCGAUAUAAUAAGCGCUGCGCGCGGCAUGGUUACCGUGCAGAGCCUGCAGACUUUAUUAGUUACUAAACAAAUGUAUUUUUUUUUCACCUACUUUUAUAGUUUGUGCAGUUAUACUACACAAAUUAUAAUGUAACUAACCUAUAAGUCGCUUUAUCUUCUACAUUUACCCUAUUUGAAGAUAUUUGGACAGGUCUGUCAGAUGAAAUAUUUAAUAAGAGUUGUAAUAUUUACUAAAUAUAUUCAGAUUAUGAUAAAAUAUUUUUUGUAAUCUUCAUUAUUGAAGAAAAUAGUUAGUCAAAUAGAUAUUUAGGUUAGUAUCUAAGGUUUAAUUAAAUGUUGUUUCGAUUUAAAAUAUUUAAAGCUAAUUUCGUAUAAGUAUUAAACUUUGUAAAUUCGUACUUUGAAGCAAAUAUUUUGAAACUUCUGUAAUUA